ACUGAACACUCUAACAACAGAAUAAUCAGAGAAGCCAUCGAGAUAGAAAAACGCCCACACAGCAUGAACAAACGAGAUGAUACCUCCCGCCUACCAGCCAUUUGGAAACCCGCCCUUAUUGACAAACGAGUCCCUAACACGAGGAAUGACACCAGACCCACACUCACGAGGUCCACACAGGAUGUCACCACCACACAUCCACCCAGAAAGCAGACCCAAACCCACACUGAUCAGGAAGCACGACCAAGGACCAGAAGCCAGACCGCAGCUGCAACAUUAGCCAUUUCAAACCCCUCCAAUCCAUACAUACAGCAGACAGACACCCACUAUGAAGAUGAAGCACGACCAAGGACCAGAAGCCAGACCACAGCUGCAACAUUAGCCAUUUCAAACCCCUCCAAUCCAUACAUACAGCAGACAGACACUCACUAUGAAGAUGUAGCACGACCACAAACACGAAGCCAAACAACAGCAAUGCAGCUCACCAGCUCAAAUCCCCCUGCAACUCAGACUAAUCUGAGCACAACCAAGCCGCCACCCAAACAGGACACACCCCCAGCCAAUCAGAGCACAAAAAAACCCCAUCCAAUCAGAGCACAGCCAAGCUCCCACCCAAUCAGUUCAAACCCCCACUAGCAGUUAAAAAGGAAGAAACAGCUGCAAUCACACAUUGCUCCCAGAAGCACGAAGCUGAAGCCUGAAGAUGACAAAUGAGACUUCGUCGAAACGUCGCCAAGACACUUCCAAUUUUACGCGGGAGAAAACCCGAAUAACCAAAGA
Molecule: messenger RNA, 780 nt
Organism: Ahaetulla prasina
Lineage: Eukaryota; Metazoa; Chordata; Lepidosauria; Squamata; Colubridae
Exons: 2
Coding region: 64-636 (190 amino acids)
Source: RefSeq, a predicted model, not a curated record